This is a messenger RNA of Mugil cephalus (flathead mullet), 4686 nucleotides long. RefSeq names its product solute carrier family 66 member 2. The record is from RefSeq and is a predicted model, not a curated record. Gene Ontology annotation, cellular component: trans-Golgi network; endosome. The transcript is spliced from 5 exons. Bases 656 to 1471 code for a protein of 271 amino acids. Gene Ontology annotation, biological process: phospholipid translocation; retrograde transport, endosome to Golgi. Lineage: Eukaryota; Metazoa; Chordata; Actinopteri; Mugiliformes; Mugilidae.
GGGGCAGGCCGUGAACUAUCUUGAGUGAGUCGGACAUCUUUGACGUGACGUUUCAGGAAAUGCGUGACAGACCGCGGAAGAGAAAACACUGGAUACAGGCUGGUCUGUAAUAUAACGACUCUGGUCAGAAAGUAGUAUUUUAUUUCCUGUAUAUUUCAAGGGCUUUGUAUGCAGUUUCGGGACCCUUAUUGUAAUGUUUUACGCGCAGUCUCUCCAAUAACAACAACAACGCUCUCUAGCAUCAAGAGAAAUAUUGAAUCAGGGGAAUGGGACAGGUUGAGCAGAUAAUCAUCUAACUCACAAAUCUCUGUGCCGCUCCAAAUACAAUCGCUAUUUUUUUAUAUAUAUAUUUUUUUGUGGUAAUUGACACAUUUGCGCUGUUGUUGUUUUUAUUGUUUUCCGGCUGCUAGUGUAAAAGCCCCCGGGCAUCCCGCGGCUCUGCUUGUGAUGGCGUGGCAUUAGCUGCUUCUUUGUUUGUGCAGUACGCUGCGAGCAGUGUAAAUGUUCACAAAACGCGGAUGUUCCCCUGCCCUCGCCGUUCAAGUCAUCCCGAGGAACCCGAGGAGGAUAAACGCCCUGUAGCCCUUUGCCAGGAGCCGGAGGCGGCCAGCUGAUAUCUCCUGAUAAACUCCUUGCCAAGGCGGUGCGGCCGAUCAUGGAAGAUGAGGUGCUGGAGCAGAUGUUGUCCGUGUUUAACUCGCUGGUGUCGUGGAUCGCUGCUGGUGCCAUGGUGUUCGGUGGGGUGGUGCCCUACAUCCCCCAGUACAGGGACAUCCGCCGGACCCAGAACGCAGAGGGCUUCUCCACCUACGUGUGCCUGGUCCUGCUAGUGGCCAACAUCCUCCGGAUACUGUUUAGAUUUGGCCGCUACUUCGAGACACUGCUGCUGUGGCAGAGCAUCAUCAUGAUUUGCACCAUGCUCACCAUGCUGAACCUGUGCACCGGCGUCCGCAUGGCCACUGAACUCAACACCAAGAGACGCUCCUUCAUAGCAACAGACAGUAAGGACGAGGAGGUCAGAAUCCCUAAGAGGCACUUUCUGGACUUUGACUGGACCUACUUCUGGUCAUGGAGUCGCUUCGUGGACUACUUGCAGUGUGUGCUGGCCUUCACACUGGUCUCGGCCUACAUCACCUACCUCCUCCUGGACUCUGCGCUGUUCGUGGAGACCCUGGGCUUCCUAGCUGUCUUCUCCGAAGCGAUGCUCGGCACACCGCAGCUCUACUGCAAUUAUCAGAACAAGUCAACAGAGGGCAUGAGUAUCAAGAUGGUUCUGAUGUGGACCAGCGGUGACACCUUUAAAACGGGCUACUUCCUGGUCACCCAGGCUCCUGUGCAGUUCUGGACAUGCGGGCUGCUGCAGGUCUUCGUGGACAUCACCAUCCUGUUCCAGGUUUACUACUACAGCCGCUACCCGCAGAAACCGGUGUCCCACACCGUCUCCCACACCACCAGUGCCAAAGCCCUCUGAGAGCCUCUACAUUGAAGCAGCAGCGAGGAAGCACUUUUUGGAGGGACUGCGGAAAUGUAUAAACAUACAGGAGUACCAAAGCACCUUGAGACGAUGCAGGCUUCUCACCUUCACCCCCGUGUAUACACCAAGGCACAUACACAUUCAUAAAUAAGGGAUAAACACGCACAGACACCUGGGGGGUGUUGUGCCGGCAGCGGUCGCCGAAGGACAGUUGUUACACAGAAACUCAUGCUUUUUGAUUUAUUCAAUAUCCUCCUGAUGUCUCAAUGCGGCAGGAUGCAUGCAGACGUCUCAGAGAAUAUACCGUUGACUCAACCUGUGCAUGGGGAGCAUAUUAUGCACACACACUAACUCGCAGUACAUGUAAACUGCAACUGUAUACACUGAAAUCUGCGCUCAAGGAAAUGUGGACGCACCGUUGUCGUCCACAUACAGUGAUGAAUGUUGCAUGGACCCUCUGCCUUAACACAGACACGCGUCUGAACACUGCUUGCUGCAUUACCAGCAAUAUAAAUGUCCUGAAUCUUAACCUGCAACAUUACUGAAUGUACAAAAUGGCAUUUCGGUGUUUUAUUGUGCACCCAACAUGAUAUGCUGGUCAGUCCACCAGCUGUUGGACAGACGGUCACCACAUGCUCUGACACUCAUUGUUGUGGGAUUAAAGUAAGAAAACAGAGGCAAUCAGAGUGUACCAAAGGAAGAAAGGGCCCCAAGGUUUGAAGAUGCAGUCCACUGGCUUCUAAAAAAAAAAAAAAUGGUCAUAAACAUUAGUGGCCUUGAAUAGAAAAUGCAAACAUUUUUGUACUAAAGCUGUUGAUGACAUUUUGUAUGUUCUGCUUCAGAGUUUUUAUUCCACAAAUUCUCCAUGUGCUGAUUUGAGAAAAACCUUGCUGAGAGUUUAUUUAUUCUCUCCAUAAACUCACAGGGGUAGCUCCUGCUGAGCUCUGUCAUCGCACCAGAGUCUGUGCUGUUCCACAAACACAACAGAGACACGUGCUUGUUGUGUAGUUUGUUCGCUGUCCUCUGUACAGUCCACGCAUUUCUGCCCGGAGCUGGUGAUCAAAUGUGGUGAUAGUAACCCCAAGCGAAUAAAUGAAUUAAUGAAUUAUCUUGACUGUCAUUCCGGAAGGAUACAUCUUGUUGAUGAAGACCGAAUUUAUACCACGUGUCAUAACUGAAAUGAUUUAGAAAGGUUACACGCUUCUGGUUUUGUUAGUACUUUGUGAUACAUUUGUGCAGUAUUGGCAGAAUAAUAAGAAUGACUGUUAUUUUUACCUGGGAGAGCUCGUGUAGUAUUCUGAGGUCUCAUGAUGGCCUUGCAGUCAUCACAAUAUAGUCUAUAUAAGAUUUUUUUGGAGGCCUUCGCGCUCCAGCUCUUUUUAUUAUUACAUUUCUUGAGGGUGCUGUUUAUGUGGUUUGUUUAUGGAAAGCUGGAGAUAUUUGGGUCCGAGUGUUCAUAAUUCCUAAUAUCUCAGCCCCAGGUGAUUUAUAAUGAAUCAAGGCUCAUGUAAAUGAGCGACAUAAAUUGUUAUUCUGCUUGUAAUUAUCAUAAAUAUGGGUACUGCACCACCAUACCCUCCAUCCACGGAACAAAGUGAAGCCAAACUAUUGCAGAAAUGGGCGCCGCCAUCUUGUUAAGGUUAGGGCUAAGGGGUGACAGUCAGGUACCAUGGCUCCGCCUCCUACCCUAAACUAAUGUGAACACAGAGCCUCAAUUGGAGCCUACGUGGGAGACCUAUACAGUUGUAAGCUUGCUCUAUUUGUGCGCGGAGUUGAGGCUAAUUCAUGCUACAGCCACUGAGGGACGUGGAUGAUGAAGUGCUUUGUGACCAGUCACAACUGUGCGCUCUGUGCCGAUGCAACGUCUACUUACAUUUCUAGAGAGGUGCAUGAUUGCCAAUAGAUUUUUUUUUGCUAGCGUUCUCUGUUCACUCGCUGUAUGCUCACUGUACUGUAUGCUGCUGGUUAAAACUAUUCAACUAGAAACACGUAGUAACAGCUAGUUGUCUAGACUGGUUAGCUUUUUCCAAAAGGCUGCUUGUGCACUUGCCGGCCACAGCAUUAGCAAAGGUCAAUCAGGCGUUUAUUUAUUACGGGACAAAUCAUUGUACUGCUUGGAGUGGGAAAUUAUAAAUCACAUGGUCAAAUCAAACAGAAGUCCUCAGGCUUGUUUUUGUAAGUCCUUUUAGCCAUAAUAUCGUUGUCAUAUGCAAGUUAAUAGCUGAGAUUGUGAGUACGGUGUUCGGUAUUAUUAUUGAACAUGAGGACCAAAGCACAAUUUGUAAUGAACUGGAAUUAUUCCUUAAUGAAGUGAACUGUAUAUAGAGGGAUCAGUGAAAACCAUACAUUUGCAGCCGCCACGUGGGCAAAUCCAUUAGCAUCCUUUAAUAUCCCCGCUCAGGACUCCACAUCAGUGUGUGGCCAGGUUGUACGCCAUCUGUGUUUUUUCAUAAGAAAUUAAUUUCCUGUUCGGGGACAGAAUCAGCCUCGUAACGCAGUGAGGGUUUUUCUUUGUUGUUUUGUAAUUUCUCCCUGGGGAGAGGAGGGAACGCCAAACCAGUAGGCCUGUCAGCCCCGCAGUGAACUGUGCGCCAGAGAAGACCUAAUUCUGUCCUCCUCUUCGAAGCCUCGUGAAGCGGGAGAGUUUCCUUUUGUACCUCUGGGACGUGGCAGAUAGUUUCCUCUGAGUUAGUUUCUUCUAAAUAUUAAAGACAUGGGAAGAGAGACCUUGGUAUCUCAGUAGCUGAGGUUACCUUUUUUUGUGUGUUUACAUCUUUUAGCUACCCUAUUUAUUUUAUCCUUUUUAAGGUGUAAGGUAUUGUACAUUUGUUCUUUAUCCUGACGGUGGUGAGUGUGACUGUGAUGCGGGUAUUAAUGUGAGAUACCUUCUCCAGCUUCUUGUUGAGCUUAACCAGAUCAAGUUGACUGCUUUAUUUUUUAAUUCUAGUAUUUUACUUAAUGCAUUGUAUCAUUUAGUUUUUCAUGUGAAGGUGUUUUCCCAUAGAAAUAUCCAAGUUUUGUAUCGCCUUGUUUGUGAAACUCAUACCUAGUUACUCGAUGUACCAAAAUCACCAUUAUUGAUUAUUAUUUUUUUUACAUGUUUUUUGUUUUUCUAUUAUUGACUGUAACUCACAAGACUUGAGGCUGUGGGAAUGCUCAGUAUUGUUGAGAAUCUAACGUGGCAUUUUCACCCAAUAAAGAAGACACGGAGA